Messenger RNA from Menidia menidia (Atlantic silverside), 654 nucleotides. The record is from the annotation of a GenBank genome assembly. NCBI's taxonomy places the organism in Eukaryota, Metazoa, Chordata, Actinopteri, Atheriniformes, Atherinopsidae.
AUGUUUGGCAUCCACGAGAGCAUCCAGAGGAGUGGGAGUAGUAUGAAAGAGGAGCCCAUGGUGGCCGGGAUGAACGCGGUUCGGACAUGGAUGCAGGGGGCCGGAGUGCUGGACGCCAACACGGCCGCGCAGAGCGGAGUGGGGCUCGCGCGGGCUCACUUCGAGAAGCAGCCGCCGUCCAACCUCCGCAAGUCCAACUUCUUCCACUUCGUCCUGGCUCUGUACGACAGGCAGGGGCAGCCGGUGGAAAUAGAGAGGACCACGUUCAUUGACUUUGUGGAGAAAGAAAAGGAAACGACGGGGGAAAAGACCAACAAUGGGAUCCAUUAUAGACUUCAGCUCCUCUACAGUAACGGGAUCCGGACAGAGCAGGACUUGUAUGUUCGGCUCAUUGACUCCAUGACUAAACAGGUUGUGUGUGCGUUGAUGCAUGCCAGCUCACUCUUUGAGGACCUUGACCCUCAUUUCCUCAAUGCGAUUGUUUACGAGGGCCAGGACAAAAAUCCAGAGAUGUGUCGGGUCCUGUUAACCCAUGAGAUCAUGUGCAGUCGAUGCUGUGAUAAGAAGAGCUGCGGCAACAGGAACGAGACCCCAUCAGACCCUGUCAUCAUCGACAGGAUUUGGCUGCAGAAGCCUAACCUGCGGACCUCGUAA